Chondrus crispus (carragheen) is the source of this 276-nucleotide messenger RNA. RefSeq lists its product as hypothetical. The record is from RefSeq and is a predicted model, not a curated record. The transcript has a single exon. Lineage: Eukaryota; Rhodophyta; Florideophyceae; Gigartinales; Gigartinaceae. Bases 1 to 276 code for a protein of 91 amino acids.
AUGCACCGCCAGACCGGCUGCAAAGCGCAUACACCGGCGGUACAAUUUUGGCGUCUUUGUCGACAACGUUUCGGUCCAUGGCUGUCACAAGGGCGGAGUAUUUCGAGCAUGGGGCCGCCAUCAUGCACCGUAAAACGCUGUAGCAGGACAAAAUGUGGCGCGCGAGUAGUUUUCGGGCAUCGUCGAUGCCCACCACAAAGAGGGAAAAGGCCCUGCCAUGAUAAGAAGAGAAAUUGGAAACAAGAAACGUGUUGCAGAGGGGGCUCACCGCAGUAA